Messenger RNA from Stylonychia lemnae, 1833 nucleotides. The record is from the annotation of a GenBank genome assembly. Lineage: Eukaryota; Ciliophora; Spirotrichea; Sporadotrichida; Oxytrichidae.
AUGAACGACAGAAAGCAACCACUACUUUACUUGUAUGAUCUCCCUAAAGAUAAAACAACAUCAGUCUUAAUUGCUAGCAUAUUAAAAGAGCAAGCUAAUUAUGAAAUAUCAGAAGCUCCUCAAAUUAAAAGAGUUUAAGACCGUCCAUUCUAUACUGCUAUUGUCAAAAUUAAUGAUCCAAAUAGAUAUGAUGAGAUUUGCUAAAAAUUGAAAUUCUUCUAAAUUGAUAAUAAAGAAUGUCGUGCUCUUCCUUACAUGAAGGAACUAACUGCUGCUUACAGAUCAGUUACGAAUCAAAAUAACAAUAUCUUUAUUAAAGGCAUUGAUAAAAAUAAGUCUUAAAAGGAUCUUGAGAAAAGAAUAAUGGAAUUACUAGGUUAAUAAGAUAUAGUAUCUUCUCUCAAAAUAUCAAUUACACCUGAUCAUAAAUCUAAUGGGUAUGGAUAUGUAUUGUUUAAGAGUUAAGAAUUGGUAGAAAAAGCACUAAAAUUGUAAGAAGAAGGUUUGAUCAAUGAGAUGCUAAUAACUAGAUACUAGCCGAAGGAUAGAAGAGAUAUGAGGAAAGCAUUCAACAACAUAUACAUUAAGAAUAUCCCAGCAGAAUGGAAGGAAGAGAAUCUAAGAUAACUAUUUAGCAAAUAUGGGCACAUCACGAGUCUUGCCCUAAUUUAAGCUCAAAUUCCUGGGUAACCUGAGGGAACUACAGCACCAAUAGCUUUUAUUGCUUUUGGUGAUCCAGCUGAAAAAGAUAAGGACCCUGAAAUUGGAAUUAAAAGUGCAAAUACAGCUGUAAAUGAUUUACACGAUGUAGUGUUUGAUGGCCAAAAAUUGUAUGUUUAAAGAGCUAUGGGAAAAGAGGAAAGAGAAUAAGAAAAAAAAAGAGAAUAACUUAGAUUCAAGAAAUCAAAAUAAAGAUGCAACUUAUAUGUUAAGAACUUCCCUCCAAAUACAACAGAACAGUAGCUCAGAGACCUAUUUGGAAGUUAUGGAGAGAUUGAAAGUUUAAAAUUAUUGCCAAAGGAAGGAGAGGCUUUAUAUGCUUUUAUUUGUUUCGUAAGUCCCGACAGUGCUGCUCUAGCCAAAUAGUAAUUGCAUCUUCACUCAUUAAACGGCAAGCAACUCUAUAUUAAUAAUUAUGAACUGAAAGAAGUAAGAUAAGUUUAAUAAGAAGCUGCAUAAGAUUAAGCCGGAUUCUAAAACUACAAGAAGUAGCAGCCAGCACCAUUGACUCUAGAAAUUCUAAACAAACCUGAAAUUUACUAGCUUAUCUAAUACCUUAUGAUUACAUUAAAGCAGCAGUAAAAUGGUAGAUAAGGAGGAAAUCAGAAUCCUAGGUACAAUAACAAUAACUAAAGAACAGGAGGUUAAAGAACUGGUGGUUACAACAAUCAUCAAUAGAUAUAGUAAUAGUAGAUGCAAGGUAUUCCAAAUAAUCAGCAACAGUAAAACAUGAUGCAACAUCAAUAGAUGAGAUAAUAGCCCCCAGUCAUGCCACCUUAAUAAAUGAUGCACUAAUAGAUUCCUGUGCAACAAAUAAUUCCUUAGUAGAUCCAAAACCUAGGACUUCCACCUCAUAUUAUUCAAUAUCAAGUAGAAUCUAACAGAAUUAUACCUGCAGUUAUUCCUUAGAACCCUAACUACAAGUAGAAUGUAGGUGAGUUCAUCUAUGAUUAUGUAGAGUAAUUGUCAAGUGAGAUUCACGCCCCAAAGAUUACAGGUAUGUUGAUUGAGCUUCCUAUUCCUGAAAUUUAGGCAUUCCUAAAGGACUACAAUAGACUCGAUAGAAAGGUAAAGGAAGCACAUACCCUCCUUCAGAAAUCACAGGAACAAUGA